GCCGCCACCACUUUCGUCAAGCAUUGAGAGAUGCUCUGAACUAUUUUUGGAUUCUUGGGAUAUAUUAUCGGGAAGAAUUGCGGUCUCUUGGCUUUCGGUCUCAUCCUGUUCAGGAGCAUGCCUAUAUCGGGACGCUUGCGAAUACACAUCUUUAUUGACUCUUUUCUGCUUUCGACACACAUAAUGGUGCCGCCAAACGACACAACUGCGCAGAACGCUGUUGAACUACGAAAACCAUCUAGUCUACUAUGGGAAAAAGUAGACAGCAAGCCGAAACCAACCGAACAACCAAGCAGCGGUGAACGUUCAAAGGCUAGAAUCAACAUCUGGAGGGCCGAGAUCAACUCUUCGGACCUCUUCUGUGCAUGCUCGGGUCCGGCAAAAGCUCUCUCGACACAAGCGCAGACCUCCAAAGGAGUGUGUUCGAAUUGCCAUGCUGCCCUCAACGACAGCAGGCUGUCCCAGGGCCCAUCGAAGAGUGUCCCGAGCUUCGUGAGGGAUCCGACGGCCAAGCAACGAGACAGUACCGGCAUCAGUAAUCUGCAUGCCUUUGCGUCCGCGCCGUCCGCUUCGUCGGCUUCCCGCUCUAAGGGUCUGAGGAAGGCUGUCCGUGCGAUUUGGAGUCGGAAAGGAGCCGCGACUAGCCCCACGGCCGGCACCGCAGUCAACACGAAUAAGACGCCCCAGGCAUUGCUACGAGGCAAUGCGAACGAUGGGACUGGCACCAAAAUGUACCACUUGUUGCAAGACCAACCCGGCGAUGCGCCACACCAUUCUCUGUCAGUUUCAAUCCUGCUCAGCAGCGUGAGUAGCAAUGGGCGCGGGAAGCCAAAGCUAACAUUAGAUGACACGGCAGCCAGGCUCCGCCGCGCUCAAAGGCUCCUCCACGCCCAAGCUAGAGAGGAAGGGUGACAAGGCGCCUACGGAAGGUCGGUAAGUCGGUCAGCCACAAAUUGUCUGUCUUCUUUGGGGCCUGGGGAUCCGUGGACAAUGAGCAGGAGUACUUUGAGGAGGGUUACAAACCUAUAUGUAAGGUUGAUUGAUUGUGCAUAGGUUCCAGACGGGGAGAUUCAGGAUGGUGUGUAGGCAUGCCCACCGGCGUUUAGCGAUUGGGGUUAGAUUGGGGAUAUAUUGGUGAAUGAUGACUCUGGAAUACAAUGCGGGGUGACAUGCUCACUUGCCCAGUCGCUCGCAGCGGGUAAUAUAAUAGUUCUUAAAUAAUAUUUAACGUGGAUACCUGUCUACAGAAUCCAUGAGUAAUGGGGUGGUAAACUAUUCGAC
Molecule: messenger RNA, 1281 nt
Organism: Pseudomassariella vexata
Lineage: Eukaryota; Fungi; Ascomycota; Sordariomycetes; Amphisphaeriales; Pseudomassariaceae
Exons: 1
Coding region: 118-912 (264 amino acids)
Source: RefSeq, a predicted model, not a curated record